Messenger RNA from Selaginella moellendorffii, 3295 nucleotides. RefSeq names its product retinoblastoma-related protein. Gene Ontology annotation, biological process: cell differentiation; negative regulation of G1/S transition of mitotic cell cycle; regulation of transcription by RNA polymerase II. The record is from RefSeq and is a predicted model, not a curated record. Gene Ontology annotation, cellular component: nucleus; chromatin; transcription regulator complex. Gene Ontology annotation, molecular function: RNA polymerase II transcription regulatory region sequence-specific DNA binding. Bases 158 to 3085 code for a protein of 975 amino acids. Lineage: Eukaryota; Viridiplantae; Streptophyta; Lycopodiopsida; Selaginellales; Selaginellaceae. The transcript has 19 exons.
GCAAGCUUCUUAUGCACGCUUGCCGAGUAGGUCGGUUCUUUCCCGCCAUGUUGCUUCAUUUCCCUCGCUUAGCUCUCUAGGGUUCUUCGUUGUGGCGUCUCCUAGCUAGAUCCGGGGCUGGAAUUUCCAGGUGCCGCUAGGACGGCAGUAGGGUAGAAUGCCGGGCGAGGAACAAGCGCGAUCGAGUGCUGGCGCUGCCGCUGCUUCCCCUGCCGCCGCGUCUAAUGGCAACGGCGCGGCGCUGGAUGGCGAGGCUCGAUUCAGGGAGUUCUGCGAGACAAGGCUAUCCCUCGACGAGAUUUCUCUGGAGAAGGCGCUAAGGCUGUAUGGUUUGGUCGCUCCACUGCGGGAUUCGUCACUGCUCGGUGGCUCGGUCGAUGAGGCCGAGCGUAUAUGGAUGGCGGGAAUUCUUUACGUCGUGAAGAAGCUGGAUAGAAGAGAGGUUCCUAUCUUCACACUCACGCAAGUUCUUCGUGUGACCAACCUGAGUGUUGUGGAAUUUUUCCGGGAGAUCACACAGUUCUUAAAGAAAUGUGCGCCAACCUUGAAGAGCGUUUACGGGGCAGAAUUCCAAGGCGAUCUUCAGGCUAAGGAAGACCAGGCAACUUUUGUGCACCUGAUGGUUCUGUUCAACUAUUAUAAGAGGACCUUUCCACAAUAUUUUGAGCCCGCGGAGUCUGAAAGCGAUGAAAUAAGCAUCCAUCAGAGGUUUGGAUGGUUUCUCUUUCUGGCUGCUAGGGUUCACGUUCUUGGUCGGUUUCCUGACCUUGUAACAUGUACGAACGCACUCCUGGGUGUCGUGGCCGUCAUGAUCGUUCAUAUGCCAGCGUCCUUGAGAUCUUAUUCUCUGGAGAACAAGUCUCUAUUUCCGAAAAGAGAUGCGGAUGGUGUUAAACUUAUAUCCUCUCUCUGCAGUGUGGGAGAGGCUGAUGAAAAAGAUGUUAUGUCCGUGCUGAAGAAUAUACAAGACAUGAUUUCCAGCAUUUUUCCGAACUUACCUAGUACGAGUGACUGCAGUUCUGUCAGCAAUUUGCAAGGUUUCAGUUCUGAUGGUCUAGUCUACUUUGAAGGACUGAUGGAAGAUAAUAUGAUUGCUGCAAAUUUGCUAACAUUGGAGAAACAAUAUGAAUCCAGUGGAGAGGAAGGAUACGAGCUCUUUGCAGAGCCUAGCCUUACUCUGUUGCACCGGGAGAAAGAUGCUCAAGUGUCUUCUUUGCAACAAACUUUGUCUUCGACGUCCUCACCACGCUCUUCACUGGCUAUGAUUACGGCAGCUAAGAUGCCACCACCAACACCUGUCAGCGUAACAAUGACAACAGCAAAGUGGUUACGAACUGUUAUAGCACCAUUGCCUUCAGAGCCAAGCACAGAGUUAUUGGAGUAUCUUAGAUCCUGUGACCGGGACAUAACGGAGGAGGUGACACACAGGGCUAAGGUUAUACUUGAGGCAAUAUUUCCCAUCUAUUCUCCUGGUAGCUGGAAAGCCACUCUCCAUAGCAGUGGAAGUUUGGAAUGGGCAGUGCAGAGAAGGUCCGAGGCUUCCAAGCUUUACUACAGAGUUUUAACUGCACUCUGCCACGCCGAGUCUUUGAGGCUGCAAAGUAAGAAUUUGACGUCCGUGUUGACAAGCGAGAAGUUCCAUCGGUGUAUGCUGGCUUGCUCGGGAGAGUUGGUCCUAGCGACUCACAAGACGGUUAUUCUGUCGUUUCCUGCUGUUCUAGGACCGACUGGGAUAACCGCAUUCGACAUGAGCAAAGUGAUAGAGUCUUUCGUCAGACACGAAGAAACUCUUCCAAGGGAACUCAAGCGGCACUUAAAUUCCAUUGAAGAGCGACUUCUGGAAAGCAUGGCUUGGGAGAAGGGCUCGUCGAUGUACAACUCACUUAUUGUCGCACGGCCAAGGUUUGGAGACGAAAUAAGGCGCCUAGAACUUAUGGCUGAGCCAAUGCCAUCGUUGGAGACAUUGUCUUCACGACGGGAGUCCAAAGGAGAAGAUAUGCCUGAUGCAAAUUCUCCAGAUAGAGAGCCGUUGUUGUCCGGGGAGCAAACACUAACUUGUAUACCAUCCCCGGUCAAGGAAAGGCCGUCUGCAUUUUCAGCUUUCAACUCGGGUUCGGGAAAACGGAACCUUUUCCAUCUUCAAUCUGUAUUUGCAAGUCCUCAGAAACCGAAUCCUCAUGCUUCUGGAGAAACGUGUGCAGAGGCCGUGAUGAACGUGUUUUUUCAAAAGGUGUUGAAGCUCGCUGCUAGCCGAAUCAAAGUUCUAUGUGAACGUCUUUCACAGCCUAGUCAUGUGGUUGAGCAAAUCUUCCAGGUCUUCGAGUAUGCACUGAACCGGACUACCAUCUUCUUCAACCGGCAUAUUGAUCAAAUAAUAUUGUGUAGCAUGUAUGGCGUAUGCAAGGUUAUGAAGCUCAACGUGACAUUCAGGGACAUCAUUUUCCAAUAUCGGAAACAGCCUCAAAGCAGAAACCAUGUUUUCAGGAAUGUCUAUCUUGAACAGCGGCGUGGGAGAACAGACAUGGGGGAUAUCAUAAAAUUUUACAAUGAAAUCUAUGUUCCUGCAACGAAGGCCUUUUUAAUGAACAUCGCUGCACGACCCGCAUCCAUGGUGGCAGGCAAAGGCACUGCGACAGACGAAGCACCCAGCUCUCCCCCGAGGCCAUCGGUGUUCCCAGCGAUUCCCGAUAUGUCUCCGAGAAAAGUAUCUGCCAGGCACAACGUCUUUGUCUCACCUCUUCGAAACACCAAGGUUGAAAACAUCAUGUCUCCUCAUUCCAGAAGCUUGUAUGCGUGCGUGGGUGAAAGCACUCACGCUUAUCAAAGCCCCUCCAAGGACCUUACCGUCAUCAACUGUCGCCUAAAUCUAUCAAACGGGCGAAGGCUUGAGUUUCAAGAGCCCUCACUAAUGAGCGACUCGUUUGUCACCGGGGCGUUAAGCAACACCAACACCGAUGCAGCGAACAACGAUGACUCCCCACCGAGCAACGAUGCCACGCUCGACCAGGACGCAACGAAUGGCGACCAAAAUAUCCUUCCAUCCGACCCUCAGUCUCCCGCGCCGAAGCGUCCGAAGCUAGAGUAGUCGUCUUGUAAUGUUUCGAAAGGCUCUCUUCAGAGGGGGUCUUCUUUUCUCUCAGGUGUACAAUACUCGAAAGAGAACUCGUGACUCCCAUAAGGAUGGAGCGGAGUAAAAUAAUACGCGAGAAACGACGAACACUAGAAAAGGCCGACAUCUUUGUGAUAUCAUAAUCAAGUUAGUUUUUCUAUGCAAAUUCUCUAACAGAUGCAUUCU